UUUAAAGACAAUAAACCAAAACAAAUAGCUUCGUUGUUGUUUUUCUUUUCAAAUAAAUAGAAAUGACUAAAAAAUUAAAAGAAGUCUUAACAUUCUUUGUGAAAAUACACAUUAUAUUUUUUCGUGUGAAGCAUAAAGCAAUGAAACUGCGUCUCAUUAUGGAAAACAUUUGUGGCGAACACAGACUUGCGUGUCAUUGGUUUGGAUGAGUUGUACCAACGCGCAAAUUGAUGCACAACGACAUUAAAUUAAAUAUUAACUUAUUUAUUAUCCAGCCAAUUCAACUGAGAUUAUAAUGUGAUGUGACCCCCAUAGAGAUUCCAGAAACAUGGACGAGGAGACAAUGCAGGCUACGGCCUCUCUCGAUCAGUCGGGAUAUGAGGAAGAAGAUCAUAAUGGUCGGUCAAGUGCGGACAUUUCAGUGGAACGAAAAGAACGUCGCGGUGCAAGCUAUGUAUGGAGCUAUUGCGAGAAAUUAUCUCGUCAAACAAUACGUUGUAAACUUUGCCAAAAAGUUAUGUCUUUUCAUGGUACCGCCAAUGUAAUAACACAUUUGCAAAGACGUCACAAUGUUCUGGGCGAACCAGGUUCACAAUUAAACAUUAAACUUGAAUCCCUGCAUCAGGUGAAUCAUAUUGAUAACAGUAACAGUUAUGACAAUGGAGCCGGAGAUGUCGCAGUAAAGAAAUAUCCGAGAAAAUCUUUAAGUUCUGCCAGUGUUGUAUGGAAAUAUUGCACUCGUAUAAGUUCGGAUCAAGUGCGUUGCAGUUUUUGUAAAAAGAAUUUAUCCUAUCAGGGGACAUCAAAUUUGCAAAGGCAUCUACAUCGCAUGCAUGGUGUUGUAACGCAUGGACGCAUUAAGCCUGCCGACGAAUAUGAAACAGUGCGGGAGGAUCAAUUCAAAAUACCAGCAAAUACUGAUUUUAUUUGGCAAUUUUGUACCCAAAUCAAUGAUGAUCCACCACAAACCAAAUGCAACAUGUGCGAUGGUGUUUUUGAUUCGAAGGACACCGAGACAAUAGUUAAACAUUUGGCCAUGAUUCAUUCAGUGGAAACGAAUCCGGUUCACGAAAAUGACAAUAACAAUAGAAAUGUUGUUAUAAGAACAAGAAAAAGGCCGAGGCACAUGGAAUAUGAAAACAGCGAAGAUGGUAACAUUGAAGAUUACUAUAGUUCAAAAUGGACCAAAGCCGAUGAAGAUGAAGCUCAACAGAUGAGUGCCGAAUUCGAUGAGUCAAAUAUUAAGAAAGACGAAUAUUUAUAUGAUGAACUUAUUGAAGAGGAUCAUAAUAAUUAUGAUGAAGAACCAUUUGACCCAAGCCUGGAGCAAGAUAUGCGCCAAGCAAAUCCACUAUCACCCCAAACAUCAAGUAACAAUUCACCAGAUCAUCAACAAACUGCUUUGACCUUUCAGCAACAAUCGAAUUGCUCUGUACCCAUACCAAAUGUCUUGCCUCCGGUAGAUGUGAAGGUAUUACAAAAACUACAGGAGGAUCGUUUACGUAUGGAAACAGAAUAUUUCCGCGAAAAGGCCGGAUUUUAUCGAAUGCAAAAAUACUUGACUGCUUUGCAGGCGAAAAAAACACGUUUUGAAUUAGAACGCAUGGCUCAUGGCGAAGAAGCUACAGUUGUUACAGCAGCCGAUUUAAAUGGUGCAUAUGCUGUAGAAGUAGCCAUACCUGAACAUCACAUGCAGGCUCAAUAAAUUGGUGUAUAGAAAUAUUUUUUUCUUUCUUUUUCACUUGCGUAAUCUUUAUAUUUUACUUUGAUUUAAAGAAACAGGAAUUUAUAUCCUUCUUAAAUAUUUUAUAAUUAAAAUUCAAAAUAAAAUUUAAAAGCUAUUAUGACUUUGUAUCAUAUUGAAAUUUUUAAUAAAAA
Messenger RNA from Musca domestica (house fly), 1878 nucleotides. RefSeq lists its product as uncharacterized. Bases 329 to 1705 code for a protein of 458 amino acids. The transcript is spliced from 4 exons. NCBI's taxonomy places the organism in Eukaryota, Metazoa, Arthropoda, Insecta, Diptera, Muscidae. The record is from RefSeq and is a predicted model, not a curated record. Gene Ontology annotation, molecular function: DNA binding.